Messenger RNA from Budorcas taxicolor (takin), 936 nucleotides. RefSeq names its product olfactory receptor 2G3-like. Gene Ontology annotation, cellular component: membrane. The transcript has a single exon. Gene Ontology annotation, molecular function: G protein-coupled receptor activity; olfactory receptor activity. Lineage: Eukaryota; Metazoa; Chordata; Mammalia; Artiodactyla; Bovidae. The coding region runs from base 1 to 936 and encodes 311 amino acids. Gene Ontology annotation, biological process: G protein-coupled receptor signaling pathway. The record is from RefSeq and is a predicted model, not a curated record.
AUGGAACAAAAUAAUGAAACAUCUGAGGGAGAUUUUAUUUUGCUUGGAUUCUCAGACCAGCCUCAAUUGGAGGCCAUCCUUUUUGUGGUCAUUUUGAUAUCCUAUCUUUUGACCAUCCUGGGCAACACAGCCAUUAUCCUGGUCUCCUGCCUGGACUCCAAACUUCACACACCUAUGUAUUUCUUCCUCACAAAUCUCUCCUUUCUUGACCUUUGCUUAACUACCAGCAUCGUCCCACAGUUAUUGUGGAACCUGAAGGGACCAGCCAAGACCAUCACAUCAACAGGCUGUGCCAUACAACUCUAUGUGUCCCUCUCACUGGGUUCCACUGAGUGUGUUCUCCUGACCAUCAUGGCAUUUGAUCGCUAUGUAGCAGUCUGCAGACCUCUCAAUUACACCAGUGUUAUGCACCCAUCAUUUUGUAAGUCCUUAGCAGGAAUAGCCUGGCUAUGUGGAAUAGGAAACGCUCUUAUUCAAGGAACCAUCACCCUUCGCCUUCCUCGCUGUGGACAUCACCGUGUGCACAACUUCUUAUGUGAAGUGCCUGCCAUGAUCAAUUUGGCCUGCUUUGACAUCCAUGCAAAUGAAGUCCAGCUUUUUGUAGCCACAUUAGUUCUCCUCCUUCUUCCUGUGGCAUUGAUAUGGGUCUCUUAUGGAUUCAUCGUGCAAGCAGUAACAAAAAUUAAGUCAUUCCAAGCUUGGCGUAAGGCUCUAGGGACCUGUGGUUCCCAUCUGCUGGUGGUGUCCCUCUUCUUUGGGACCAGCUCAGCCAUAUACAUUCAACCAAAGAGAUUCUAUGGCCAUAGCCAGGGGGAGUUCCUUACACUCUUCUACACUGUUGUAACUCCCACCCUGAACCCCCUCAUAUAUACUCUGAGGAACAAGGAUGUGAAAGGAGCCCUGAGAAGAAUGCUGAGACUAGAGCAAAAUUCCUAA